Molecule: messenger RNA, 11300 nt
Organism: Coregonus sp. 'balchen'
Lineage: Eukaryota; Metazoa; Chordata; Actinopteri; Salmoniformes; Salmonidae
Source: the annotation of a GenBank genome assembly
AUGGCCAAGCACUCCUCCAUCUACCCAUCAUCGUCUGAGCUGGAGUCAGUCCAGACCCUGGUGUCCACCGUGGAGGGUGCCCUCAAACACGUCUCUGAUUGGAUAGACCAGAGCAACGUCCAAUCAGUGCAGAGCAGCAGCCAGACAGACGCAGCAACCGGCCAGACAGACGGCCAGACAGAAGCAGGAGUCAGCCUGACAGACGGCCAGCCCAACCCCACAGAUAGCCCAGUGACAGAGGAUGGUAGCGGUGACCAUGAUGGUGACCUUAACCCUAACGACGACCCCAGUGUUAGUCCCAGAGCCAGCCCAGAUGACUCCACAGACGGCAGCAGCAGGUGGGCAUCUGGUUCUAACCGAUGCAUGCUGGGAUAUAAGGGGUUGUCUUGUGGCUGAUGGUUAGACUAACAUUUUUGGUCUUCAAGUGCUGACAUAUUUUUAUGAUCUUGUUGAUUUUAUGAGAUUUUUGGGAUAACCUGGGUUUAAAUAAUUGCAAACCCAAAAUGGGACCUAGGUCUGAUAGUUUGUUUAAAUAUGUUGAGUGUAACCCUGCUAUCUGUCUGUUAUCCUCAGCGAGCCCAGUGGAGGUGUUCUGUGUGGGGUGAUGAGGAUCGGCCUGGUGGCUAAAGGUCUGCUCAUCAAACAGGACAUGGACCUGGAGCUGGUGCUGAUGUGUAGAGAGAAACCUACAGAGACACUGCUGUGUACUGUCUGUGAUAACCUGCCCCUGCAGAUACAUGUAAGAGAGAGCGAGACGCACACACGCACGCACACACGCACACAUGGAACCAGUUCAUCCAGCAGUCUGUGGCAUGUUUGGCUCAUCUAUUCUCCUUCUGUUGGCAAGAAACACUCAGCACCUGUGUGCAAAAGGUAGAUGGACUUUUGUAAUGUAGUAAAUACUCUGGCCCAACAUCCUGUAAGAAGUCAGUCAGUCCUCCUUACCCCACCAUCAUCCAUCUCAUAAUAGUUCUAAGUGUGCUCUGUAGGGCACUGCAGAAUCAGAAAGUAGGCUACGGGCAGAGUCAGUAAGUAGGCUACUGGAAGACGUCGUGGAGAGGGCAGCAACAGAAGCAGAGAGAGGAGAAGAAACUGUGGUAUUAAUAAGCUGCUAGCAUGUGUAAUUAAUAUAGGAGUGUCAGCCGGGAGAUUUCCUAAUUAGUCAAACACAUGCACAGCAGGAACGGAAAAACACACACACUCGCGGACGUGCACACAUGUAGUUAAGGUUAUACUUACUUAGCUACAUAGACAGGUAUACUUAUAUAAACUGUCUUAUAGGCCCUGUCUUAUAGGCCAUGUCUUAUAGGAAGUGUCUUAUAGGAAGUGUCUUAUAGGAAGUGUCUUAUAGGAAAUGUCUUAUAGGAACUGUCUUAUAGGAACUUCGCUGUAUACUUCCUAAUUCCAAUCAUACCUGCUUCUCAUGAGCACACGGCUCUACUGUAUAGUACUGUAUGCCGACAUCCGCCUACAAUCUUGUAACAUGACACAUAUGGCCUCAUAUACACAGUAUCCAGUAUAUUCUCCACACCAGAAUUAGCUUUCAGGCUCCACGUCAGAACUAGCUUUCAGCCUCCACACCAGAACUAGCUUUCAGCGUCCACACCAGAACUAGCUUUCAGCCUCCACACCAGAACUAGCUUUCAGCCUCCACGUCAGAAUUAGCUUUCAGCCUCCACGUCAGAACUAGCUUUCAGCCUCCACGUCAGAACUAGCGUUCAGCCUCCACAUCAAAACUAGCUUUCAGCCUCCACACCAGAACUAGCUUUCAGCCUCCACAUCAGAACUAGUUUUCAGCCUCCACACCAGAACUAGCGUUCAGCCUCCACACCAGAACUAGCUUUCAGCCUCCACACCAGAACUAGCUUUCAGCCUCUACUCCAGAACUUGCUUCAACUUCCACAUCAGAACUAGCUUUCAGCCUCCACACCAGAACUAGCUUUCAGCCUCCAUGCCAGAAGUAGUUUCAACUUCCACAUCAGAACUAGAUUUCAGUCUCCACACCAGAACUAGCGUUCAGCCUCCACGUCAAAACUAGCUUUCAGCCUCCACAUCAGAACUAUCUUUCAGCCUCCACAUCAGAACUAGCAUUCAGCCUCCACAUCAGAACUAGAUUUCAGUCUCCACACCAGAACUAGCUUUCAGCCUCUACAUCAGAACUAGCUUUCAGCCUCCACACCAGAACUGGCUUUCAGCCUCCACGCCAAAACUAGUUUUCAGCCUCCACACCAGAACUAGCUUUCAGCCUCCACAUCAGAACUAGUUUUCAGCCUCCACACCAGAACUAGCUUUCAGUCUCCACACCAGAACUAGCUUUCAGCCUCCACAUCAGAACUAGCUUUCAGCCUCCACAUCAGAACUACCUUUCAAUCUCCACACCAGAACUAGCUUUCAGCCUCCACGCCAGAAGUAGCUUCAACUUCCACACCAGAAUUAGCUUUCAGCCUCCACGUCAGAACUAGCUUUCAGCCUCCACACCAGAACUAGCUUUCAGCGUCCACACCAGAACUAGCUUUCAGCCUCCACACCAGAACUAGCUUUCAGCCUCCACACCAGAACUAGCUUUCAGCCUCCACACCAGAACUAGCUUUCAGCCUCCACAUCAGAACUAGCUUUCAGCCUCCACGUCAGAACUAGCUUUCAGCCUCAACGUCAGAACUAGCUUUCAGCCUCCACGAGAGAACUAGCUUUCAGCCUCCACAUCAGAACUAGCUUUCAGCCUCCACACCAGAACUAGCUUCAACUUCCACAUCAGAACUAGAUUUUAGCCUCCACACCAGAACUAGCUUUCAGGCUCCACGUCAGAACUAGCUUUCAGCCUCCACAUCAGAACUAGCUUUCAGCCUCCACACCAGAACUAGCUUUCAGCCUCCACACCAGAACUAGCUUUCAGCCUCCACGUCAGAAUUAGCUUUCAGCCUCCACGUCAGAACUAGCUUUCAGCCUCCACGUCAUAAUUAGCUUUCAGCCUCCACGUCAGAACUAGCUUUCAGCCUCCACAUCAAAACUAGCUUUCAGCCUCCACACCAGAACUAGCUUUCAGCCUCCACAUCAGAACUAGUUUUCAGCCUCCACACCAGAACUAGCUUUCAGCCUCCACACCAGAACUAGCUUUCAGCCUCUACUCCAGAACUUGCUUCAACUUCCACAUCAGAACUAGCUUUCAGCCUCCACACCAGAACUAGCUUUCAGCCUCCAUGCCAGAAGUAGCUUCAACUUCCACAUCAGAACUAGAUUUCAGUCUCCACACCAGAAUUAGCUUUCAGCCUCCACGUCAAAACUAGCUUUCAGCCUCCACACCAGAACUAGCUUUCAGCCUCCACACCAGAACUAGCGUUCAGCCUCCACGUCAAAACUAGCUUUCAGCCUCCACGACAGAACUAGCUUUCAGCCUCCACAUCAGAACUAGCAUUCAGCCUCCACAUCAGAACUAGAUUUCAGUCUCCACACCAGAACUAGCUUUCAGCCUCUACAUCAGAACUAGCUUUCAGCCUCCACACCAGAACUGGCUUUCAGCCUCCACGCCAAAACUAGUUUUCAGCCUCCACACCAGAACUAGCUUUCAGCCUCCACAUCAGAACUAGUUUUCAGCCUCCACACCAGAACUAGCCUUCAGUCUCCACACCAGAACUAGCUUUCAGCCUCCACAUCAGAACUAGCUUUCAGCCUCCACAUCAGAACUAGCUUUCAGCCUCCACACCAGAACUAGCUUUCAGCCUCUACAUCAGAACUAGCGUUCAGCCUCCACACCAGAACAAGCUUUCAGCCUCCACACCAGAACUAGAUUUCAGCCUCCACACCAGAACUACCUUUCAGCCUCCACGUCAGAACUAGCUUUCAGCCUCCACACCAGAACUAGCUUUCAGCCUCCACAUCAGAACUAGAUUUCAGCCUCCACACCAGAACUAGCUUUCAGCCUCCACGUCAGAACUAGCUUUCAUCCUCCACAUCAGAACUAGCUUUCAGCCUCCACGCUAGAACUAGCUUUCAGCCUCCACACCAGAACUAGCUUACAGGCUCCAUAUCAGAACUAGCUUUCAGCCUCCACGUCAGAACUAGCUUUCAGCCUCUAUAUCAGAAUUAGCUUUCAGCCUCCACGUCAGAACUAGCUUUCAGCCUCCACAUCAAAACUAGCUUUCAGCCUCCAUACCAGAACUAGCUUUCAGCCCUCAUCAGAAGUAGCUUUCAGCCUCCACAUCAGAACUAGCUUUCAGCCUCCACAUCAGAACUAGCUUUCAGCCUCCACAUCAGAACUACCUUUCAGCCUCCACACCAGAACUAGCUUUCAGCCUCCACGCCAGAAGUAGCUUCAACUUCCACACCAGAACUAGCGUUCAGCCUCCACACCAGAACUAGCUUUCAGCCUCUACAUCAGAACUAGGUUCAGCCUCCACACCAAACUAGCUUUCAGCCUCCACACCAGAACUAGCUUUCAGCCUCCACACAGAAAGCUUUCAUCCACACAGAACUAGCUUUCACCUCCACAUCAGAACUAGCUUUCAGCCUCCACUCAGAACUAGCUUUCAGCUCCACAUCAAACUAGCUUUCAGCCUCCACACCAGAACUAGCUUUCAGCCUCCACUCAGAACUAGCUUUCAGCCUCCACACCAGAACUAGCUUUCAGCCUCCACAUCAGAACUGUAUUUCAGCCUCCACGCCAGAACUAGCUUUCAGCCUCCACGUCAGAAGUAGCUUUCAGCCUCCACAUCAGAACUAGCUUUCAGCCUCCACGUCAGAACUAUCUUUCAGCUCCACACCAGAACUAGCUUUCAGCCUCACACAUCAAACUAGUUUCAGCCUCCACACCAGAACUAGCUUUCAGCCUCCACUCAAAUAGCUUUCAGCCUCCAGCAGACACUAGCUCAGAAACUAGCUUUUCAGCCUCCACACAGAACUAGCUUUCAGCCUCCACAUCAGAACUGUUUCAGCCUCCACACCAGAACUAGCUUUCAGCCUCCACACCAGAACUAGCUUUCAGCCUCCACAUCAGAACUAGCUUUCAGCCUCCACAUCAGAACUAGCUUUAGCCUCCACAAACAUUUCAGUCUCACACAUCUAGCUUUCAGCCUCUACAUCAGAACUAGCUUCAGCCUCCACACAGAACAGCUUUCAGCCUCCACCCAGAAUAGCUUUCAGCUCCACAUCAGAAGUAGCUUCAGCCUCCACACCAGAACUAGUUUCAGCCUCCACAUCAGAACAGCUUCAGCUCCCACCAGAACUAGGUUCACUUCCACAUCGAACAGAUCGCCUCCACACCAGACUUAGCUCAGCCUACUCGAAGUGCUUUAGCUCCGUCAGAACUAGCUUUUCGCCUCCAUGUAGAAUGCUUAGCCUCUAAUAGAAUGCUUUCAUCAUCAGAGAUAGUUCAGUCACACCGAUGUCAGUCCACAUCGAACUGCUUUCAGCCUCCACAUCAGACACUUCAGCCUCCAAACCAAACUAAGUUCACCUCCACGCCAGAAGUAGCCAACUUGCACACAGAACUAGCGUUCAGCCUCCACACCAGAAAACUAGUUUCAGCUCUACAUAGUAAUAGCCUCCAGCCAGGGUGUGGUCAUUCCGGACCACCCAUGCACAACUUAUGCGAGUGAAGGUCGUCUAGUGGAUAAAUCUGUAAUGGCAAUUAAUGACUCUGUCCUAAUAAAGCAACAGAGGAGAAGUAGAGGUGGUGCGUGCCAGAGGCGGCCAUCUUGGUGUGUAGCACGACGGAGCCCAAACUCACCCUGAAGGUCACCCUCAGCUCCCCACAGAUGAGAGAGGACAGUGACACGGAUGAACAAGGUACCACACUCACGUCUGUGUAAAACCUAGCUGCUGUUUUCGUGUUUAUGUUUGUCUUAUGCUUGUCUGUUGUCUUUUUUCCCCCUCCAACUGAGGUAGUGAAAUGGGGUUAGGGGGAUAAAGAAAGGAGUGUCUUUGCAUCGAAGAGGGAUAUAGAGGUGUGUGUGUCGAGCAGCAGCAGUAUUGUUAGCAGCGCUCCACUGGGACACAUUAAUCAAAUCAAAUCAAAUCAAAUUUUAUUGGCCACAUGCGCCGAAUACAACAGGUGCAGACAGUACAGUGAAAUGCUUACUUACAGCCCUUAACCAACAACCAAACAACCAAAAAAAGUGUUGAGAAAAAAAGAGCAGAAGUAAAAUAAAAUAACAGUAGGGAGGCUAUAUAUACAGGGGGGUACCGGUGCAGAGUCAAUGUGCGGGGGCACCGGCUAGUUGAGGUAGUUGAAGUAAUAUGUACAUGUGGGCAGAGUUAAAGUGACUAUGCAUAAAUAAUUAACAGAGUAGCAGCAGCGUAAAAGGAUGGGGUGGGGGGGCAGUGCAAAUAGUCCGGGUAGCCAUGAUUAGCUGUUCAGGAGUCUUAUGGCUUGGGGGUAGAAGCUGUUGAGAAGUCUUUUGGACCUAGACUUGGCACUCCGGUACCGCUUGCCGUGCGGUAGCAGAGAGAACAGUUUAUGACUAGGGUGGCUGGAGUCUUUGACAAUUUUGAGGGCUUUCCUCUGACACUGCCUGGUAUAGAGGUCCUGGAUGGCAGGAAGCUUGGCCCCAGUGAUGUACUGGGCCGUACGCACUACCCUCUGUAGUGCCUUGCGGUCGGAGGCCAAGCAGUUGCCAUACCAGGCGGUGAUGCAACCAGUCAGGAUGCUCUCGAUGGUGCAGCUGUAUACUUUUUUUAGGAUCUGAGGACCCAUGCCAAAUCUUUUCAGUCUCCUGAGGGGGAAUAGGCUUUGCCGUGCCCUCUUCACGACUGUCUUGGUGUGUUUGGACCAUGAUAGUUCGUUGGUGAUGUGGACACCAAGGAACUUGAAGCUCUCAACCUGUUCCACUACAGCCCCGUCAAUGAGAAUGGGGGCGUGCUCAGUCCUCUUUUUUUCCUGUAGUCCACAAUCAUCUCCUUUGUCUUGGUCACGUUGAGGGAGAGGUUGUUGUCCUGGCACCACACGGCCAGGUCUCUGACCUCCUCCCUAUAGGCUGUCUCAUCGUUGUCGGUGAUCAGGCCUACCACUGUUGUGUCGUCGGCAAACUUAAUGAUGGUGUUGGAGUCAUGCCUGGCCAUGCAGUCAUGGGUGAACAGGGAGUACAGGAGGGGACUGAGCACGCACCCCUGAGGGGCCCCCGUGUUGAGGAUCAGUGUGGCAGAUGUGUUGUUACCUACCCUUACCACUUGGGGGUGGCCCGUCAGGAAGUCCAGGAUCCAGUUGCAGAGGGAGGUGUUUAGUCCCAGGAUCCUUAGCUUAGUGAUGAGCUUUGAGGGCACUAUGGUGUUGAAUGCUGAGCUGUAGUCAAUGAAUAGCAUUCUCACGUAGGUGUUCCUUUUGUCCAGGUGGGAAAGGGCAGUGUGGAGUGCAAUAGAGAUUGCAUCAUCUGUGGAUCUGUUGGGGCGGUAUGCAAAUUGUAGUGGGUCUAGGGUUUCUGGGAUAAUGCUGUUGAUGUGAGCCAUGACCAGGAUUUCAAAGCACUUCAUGGCUACAGACGUCAGUGCUACGGGUCGGUAGUCAUUUAGGCAGGUUAUCUUAGAGUCCUUGGGCACGGGGACUAUGGUGGUCUGCUUGAAACAUGUUGGUAUUACAGACUCAGUCAGGGACAUGUUGAAAAUGUCAGUGAAGACACUUGCCAGUUGGUCAGCACAUGCUCGGAGUACACGUCCUGGUAAUCCGUCUGGCCCUGCGGCCUUGUGAAUGUUGACCUGCUUAAAAGUCUUACUCACAUCGGCUACGGAGAGCGUGAUCACAUAGUCAUCCGGAACAGCUGGUGCUCUCAUGCAUGCUUCAGUGUUGCUUGCCUCGAAGCGAGCAUAGAAGUGGUUUAGCUCGUCUGGAAGUCUUGUGUCACUGGGCAGCUCGCGGCUGUGCUUCCCUCUGUAGUCUGUAAUAGUUUUCAAGCCCUGCCACAUCCGACGAGCGUCAGAGCCAGUGUAGUACGAUUCAAUCUUAGUCCUGUAUUGACUCUUUGCCUGUUUGAUCGUUCGUCGGAGGGCAGUAAGCUUGAUCAGUGAAUAUAUCCAUGUUCCAUGCUUAUCCCCUAAUCCUAGCCUGUAUUCCUCCACCUUGGGGAGACAAUGCAUGCAUAAGACACUACCUCUUGUUCAAACCAAAUAGACACACAAACAGUCUGGGCCAUAUAAGGCUCAAGGCUCAUGUAGUCUCAAAUCGGUAUUGACGUGUCUUCCUGGAAGCCAAAUAGAAAAGUGGUAGAUGUUUAGUGGCGGCCAUAGUGAUUCUUCACCCUACUAUGCUGCCUCAGCAGCCCUGUAGCAUGUAAUGUUGUCAACAGCAUGGCUACACUGGCCUGUAAACAUCUUUGACCCUUGGGCCUCUAUGUCAGGGCUAACUAAACACAGCUACAGGGCUAACUAAACACAGCUACAGGGCUAACUAAAAAAAGCUGCAGGGCUACUAAACACAGCUUAGGGCUAACUAAACAGCUUAGGGCUAACUAAACAGCUUAGGGCUAACUAAACAGCUACAGGGCUAACUAAACAGCUUAGGGCUAACUAAACAGCUACAGGGCUAACUAAACAGCUGCAGGGCUAACUAAACAGCUUAGGGCUAACUAAACAGCUACAGGGCUAACUAAACAGCUUAGGGCUAACUAAACAGCUACAGGGCUAACUAAACAGCUUAGGGCUAACUAAACAGCUACAGGGCUAACUAAACAGCUUAGGGCUAACUAAACAGCUACAGGGCUAACUAACAGCUUAGGGCUAACUAAACAGCUACAGGGCUAACUAAACAGCUUAGGGCUAACUAAACAGCUACAGGGCUAACUAAACAGCUACAGGGCUAACUAAACAGCUACAGGGCUAACUAAACAGCUACAGGGCUAACUAAACAGCUACAGGGCUAACUAAACAGCUACAGGGCUAACUAAACAGCUACAGGGCUAACUAAACAGCUACAGGGCUAACUAAACAGCUACAGGGCUAACUAAAACAGCUACAGGGCUAACUAAAACAGCUACGGGCUAACUAAAACAGCUACAGGGCUAACUAAACAGCUACAGGGCUAACUAAACAGCUACAGGGCUAACUAAACAGCUACAGGGCUAACUAAACAGCUACAGGGCUAACUAAACAGCUACAGGGCUAACUAAACAGCUUAAGGCUAACUAAACAGCUUAGGGCUAACUAAACAGCUACAGGGCUAACUAAACAGCUUAGGGCUAACUAAACAGCUACAGGGCUAACUAAACAGCUACAAAGUUAACUGAACAGGCCCUCACUAACCCUGACUAAGCAAGAUGAGAUUGCAUGAGAGACAGGGUUCAAUUCCAGUCAAUUCCGAAAGUAAACAAAAUUCCAAUUCCAAAUUUUUGCCAGGGAGGGGGGGGGGGAGAAAUCUAGACCCGACAAAUCAAUACCGUUGCCAGGAACACACCCAUCCAUCGUUUUGCCGCUCCAUCCUGCUAGACAGGUCUGAAUAAGACUUGAUACGGGGGCGGCUGUAGAUCACAGUGAACGACAAGUCCCUCCCUCGUACCCGUCGUAUUUCCCGUGAGUGACAGACGGGCCAAGGGCCCUGUCCCAGUGAGGAACGGCUCAAUAUUACACAGCAACUCAUUGGCAACGGGAACUCAUAACAGCAAUUGGUCUGAACCCAGGCUGCAUUUGUCUGGGUGGCUGUCUGUACACAGUGUGUCUGUAGUGUACACAGCCUGUACACAGCUGAAAGAACACAGCCAUUUCCAGGGUCGAAUAGAUUAGAAAGUGAGGCACGAUUGAUAUGAAGAUAGAAACAGUGUGAUUGAUUUGGUGUCAACAGACCUUUAGCUCUAAAGGUGUAAUAUCGCCUGCCGUGCCUUGCCACUUUGGAUGGUAAUGUCUAUGAACCCACCAUCAGUCCUAGUGCUGUCUGUACUCAGCUGAAAGAACCAUUUCAAGGGUCUAAUACUGCCCACUCUGGAUGGCACGCUGCAUUGAGAGCCACUCCAUUUAAGGAGAUGGAUAGAUAUAUUCUAUUAAGAUAGAUAGGCAAUGCUUUAUGUACCUUAUUAGGCAAUGCUUUAUGUACCUUAUUAGGCAAUGCUUUAUGUACCUUAUUAGGCAAUGCUUUAUGUACCUUAUUAGGCAAUGCUUUAUGUACCUUAUUAGGCAAUGCUUUAUGUACCUUAUUAGGCGAUGCUUUAUGUACCUUAUUAGGCAAUGCUUUAUGUACCUUAUUAGGCAAUGCUUUAUGUACCUUAUUAGGCAAUGCUUUAUGUACCUUAUUAGGCAAUGCUUUAUGUACCUUAUUAGGCAAUGCUUUAUCGAACCUAUUAUGGUGCAGAAUGUAUCAAUUUCCAGUUUCAAGAAGUGCCCUUUCUGACAGCUGUCUUAUUGGAUGUGUUCAGAUCAAUUUAUAGAUUUCAUAAUUGUGCCUGUCAUGUAAUUUAUACUGAACAAAAAUAUAAAAGCAACAUGCAACAAUUUCAAAGACCAACACUUUACAUGUCGCGUUUAUAUUUUUCUUCAGUCAAUCAAUCAAUCAUUCAUGUGAAAGAGGAUAGUGAUUAAUUUUCUACCAGAUUAGAUAAAAGCAAAACGAACUAUUGAAUUUGUUUGAAGUUAAUGUAACAUUCUGUUGGAUAAACCUGUAUUUGUAAGUGUCGGGUGGACGGUGGAAUGUGGAAUGUGGAUGCUCUUCAGAGAGAUUUUAGAAGGAAGGAAUGGGAGCUUCUACCACUAUCUGAACAGCUUCUCGUACUCAACUAUAAUACCCACAAUCCCACUUAUCUCUGUUAAUCUGACACAGCCAAUCAGAUCAUCAGGAUGCUCAUCCUCAGCCAAUCAUUCACUCUGCUCUGACAGAACCUUGCCUCGGUCAACGUGUGUGUGUCCCUCUGUCGUAUGUGUGUUGCCUAAUCCCAAAUGGACCCCUAGCCCCUACACUCUAGUUACUUCAGUUGAUCUGAGGAGACGGGAGAGAUGUAAGCAAUAUGCUGAAAACCUACACCUUACCAAUCCUCUUAGAACCAAUGUCUUAGAGGUAUGGUUUGAUUUGGGAUUAGGAAUGUAUGUGUGUCUGGGCGCGUUUGAGAUCGACUACAUUGCAGUCGUCGACUGCAGACUGACUGUUCUACAAUGAGUAGUCAGUAUUCAGUCCGUCGCCGACUGCAAUAUAGUCGAUCUCAAACACACACUUCCCCUUUAUGUUGUGUAUAUAUAUAUAUCCCAUUCUUAUUUCACCAGUGGAGGGUGUUGAGCUGGCUGACCCUACAGACGUGCUGGACAGGCACAGAUGCCUGUUGGCCCUGGCGGCUCUGCGACAUGCCAAAUGGUUCCAGGUUGGCUCUCAGUUCUACUUAACCUCUCCGUCGUUAUUGUAG